Molecule: messenger RNA, 8282 nt
Organism: Manduca sexta (tobacco hornworm)
Lineage: Eukaryota; Metazoa; Arthropoda; Insecta; Lepidoptera; Sphingidae
Gene: lilli
Product: AF4/FMR2 family member 3-like
Exons: 22
Coding region: 517-4311 (1264 amino acids)
Biological process (GO): regulation of gene expression
Cellular component (GO): super elongation complex; nucleus
Molecular function (GO): DNA binding
Source: RefSeq, a predicted model, not a curated record
UGAACGAAAUCGCAUGUUACGCUAUGUGAGUGUGCGACGUCGUGAGUGCUGUCUGCGAGUAAUUUUUGCUUUUUACCUUUUUAUUUUUAUAAUUAACCGAUAUAGACACAGUGAUUAGUAAUGUAAUAACCAUAAGUGAUAAGAAUUGUGAUAUGUAAAAGCGAUGGCAAAUAAUAUACGCAGUGUUUUCGUAUACUAUGUGAACCAGUGCAAUAACUCGUCACUUUGGUUGUUUGUCAAUGACGUCUGCGUUUAGCGCAGCAAAAAGUGGAAUUUUAGUUUGAUUGUGACAAGUAGUGCAAACAUAAAAUAUAUAAAUUGUGUUAUUAGAUGUGUGUUCGUAAAAUGGAUGAGUGUGAUCUCCACCUGAAGCUUCUUUCAUCAACUGGGGCCAACAGAGGUGGCUCAUGAAGAAAGGGUACGUAAACAUUAUGCGGUGUCGGGGUUCUUGGAAUUCUACUGAUGCUAAAUGUAUUUACAGUACACCCACAAACUUUUUAAUACCGGCCACACAAAAUGAUGCUGGAGUCGAGCCGGUACGACAAGUGGGAUCGUGACCGGGGCGGGGGCGGCGGUGCUGGCGGCGGCGCGGGCGGCGGCGCAGGCGCCAGCGGCGGCCCCUGGCCGGGCCGGGACCGCGAGCGCGACCGCGAAAGGGAGCGGCAAGCGCGCGCCAGCCAGAUGUUUCACGCGCACGCCGCCGAGCCGGACGAGUCCUCGCUCUUCUCAGCGCCGUUUAGGGUGACUGGCAGCAGAGACAGCGUCAGUCAGCAGAUCCAGACGAAGCUCGGCGAUUACCAUCUCGCGCAGAGCUUCAUCGAGGACCCGAGCAAGUCGAUCGGCAUCUGCGCAGAACCACCCAGCCCGGCACCAUGUCCGCCGUCGCGAAGGGAGAGCGAGUUCAAGAAGCCGGCGCACACGAUGCUCGCGCCGCAGAACGGCCGCGUGCUGCACCGUGCCUACCCCUACAACAAGAGCGAUGGGCCGAGCUCAACAGGAGCGCCGGCGCAUCGGCCGCCGCCUCUACGGAUGCCAAACGGUCUUCAGUCCCAAAGUGUAAUCGAUAGCAGUCAACCGCCAAUUGAAAGCAUUUUAAAGGAGAUGAAGUCCCUGCCUACGCCGCUGACGGUCAUAGCGGCAACACCCAGGAAGGAGGCCGAGAAUAAGUUCAUUUUCAACCCCUACACAAAUAAGGUUCAAGAAAACCCACAAAUAACCAACACCGAUCUCAAAGCGCCCAUCACAAAACCCGGUUUAGACAACCGGAUAUCAAACCCUAGAAGCUCAGUGUCGCCUGACGUAGUGAACAAGGAUCUCGGGCUUUCGGAGAGCGACGAUGAGGUCGCCGCCGCGGGCCAUCGACUCGGACCCCCGCUGUCACCCAUCGGCUCGAACAGCCCCAGUUCGGGCAGUUCAUCACAAUCUGACUCGGAGACGGAGUCUUCGUCAGCGGAGUCUAGCGCGGCGCCGCCCGCCGCGCCGGAGCCCGCGCCCGCCGCCCCCACCGCCGCGCCGCCGGCGCCCACGCAGCGCUCCUCUUGGAGCCUCGUCAACUUCGUGCCGGCGCCUGCGCAGCCGCCAGAUCAGCAGUAUGACUCUGGCAACAAGCUGAGACAUGUACUCGCCGGCGUUACAGGGAAAUCGAGCCCAAUCUCGGAGAUGUCGGACUCGGAGGCGUCCUCGCCGUCCCCCGAGGCGACGCGGCGGAGACGGUCCAUAGCCAACCGGAUCUCGGCCGCGUCCAGCGACGAGGAUACGCCCAGGCAUGCUACGAACUCCCCGCGCGUGGUUGCCGCGGCGGCUCCUGCGCCGCUGAAGCGCGGGCGGCCCCCUAAGGCGCGCAACUCGGACGAGCGGCCCGCCAAGAAGAAGCGCGGCCGUCCGCCUAAGACUCGGCCUCCCUCCCCGCCGCCCGCGCCGGCGCCACCCCCUGCGCCUGUGCGUGCCCCCUCCCCGCCCCCCGACAGCGACGUCGAACCCGACCCCCCCGUGCACCACCCCACGCUGCAGGACACCAAGACACACAUCUUCCGCAAGGUCUUUACCCCGAGAAAAGGAGACGAAGGCGGCGGAAAAGGUGGAAAGGGAGGAAAAGGGAAGGGAGGAAAGGCUAAAGGUCAAGUGACGAUCAUCGAGGUCACCGCACCGGAGUCGGGCGCUGACGACGACGAUCGUCGGUAUAGAGAGAGGUCUAAUGAAAGGCGCAAUGAAGAAGCUCUUGCAAGAGUCUCGCCUCCUCGCGAACCAGAGUCUGUCACCCGGCGGAGGGAAGCGGACAGGAUCGCACAAGAGAGGAUACAGGAGAGAGUGGCCAUCGAGCGGGCUGACCAUCGACGCUCCGCCGACAGGGUCGACCGCUCCAUCACAGAACGGACGUCAAAUGACCGGAUACCGGAAAGGACGUCGUUCGAACGUGUUCCUACGGAAAGGGCAGUCAGCGAUCGAAUACCUACCGACAGGUUAUCUAACGAUCGAAUACCCUCAGAGAGGACGUCCAAUGAUCGGAUACCCUCAGAGAGAUCGUCGAAUGACCGAUUAUCGGACCGAAUGGGUAGAGAUAGGACUCCGUCAGACAGAAUGUCGAACGAUCGGUUACCUAGAGAAAGAACGCCGAACGAUCGGUUGUCAGAUCGGAUGACGAUCGAGAGAGUGCCCUCCGAAAGGAUGUCGAAUGAACGGCUAAUGGUCGACCGGCUACCUGAAAGAAUGUCGAUCGACCGAGUCUCUAACGAGAGGAUGUCGAGCGAUCGGCUAUCGGAGAGAAUGGCGAUCGAUAGAACGCCGACCGAUAGGCUGGAGCGGCCAUCAGUCAGUGAGCGUUUGUCAACGGAAAGGCUGUCUGGUGGUCUCUCGUCAGAUCGACACAUGUCCGAUCGGUUAUCGGGCGAGAAGACAUCGUUCGAUCGGUUACCGAGUGAGAAACUAUCACACGACCGGCUGUCGAUAGAUAAACCUCACGAGCGCGUGCCUUCAGAGAAAAUUUCUCAUGACCGUCUGGCAGAAAAGAUGUCGGUGAGUCGAUUACCGGACAACAGGAUGUCCAUCGAUCGACUAACAGAUAGUAAGAUGUCGAUCGACCGACUGACAGACAGCAAGAUGUCUAUCGACCGCCUACCGGAGAACAAGAUAGAUAGACUAACGGAGAAUAGUAAAAUGGAUCGGUUGACGGAUAGUAAAAUGUCGAUCGAUCGGUUAACAGAUAGUAAGAUGUCGAUAGACCGAUUGACAGAUAGUAAAGCGCCGUUGGACCGAGUAGAACGUAUCGCAGCGGAGCGGUACGUGAAAGCGGAGGCUGACGUCGGCUCCGGCCUCAAGUCCGGCAGAGGGUCGGAGAGACUCGAGGAAGCGUCUUCUAACGUGGUGGAGCGGCGCCGGUCGCGGCUGCUGGUGAAGAUCCCGCUGUCGCUGCUCCGCGCGGAGCUGGUGAGCUCGCUGCAGCGCCGCACCAGGCCGCCGCCGCCGCCACACCACCACACGAGUGUGGAGGUGGCCACGAACCACGAGCGGACCGGCGCGAGCACCGAACAGACGCCCAUCUACUUCUCGUACUUCGAGCGGCUCCCCGCCGACGCGCUCUCCGACGAGGAGCGGGACCACAAGUACUACCUGGACGAGGCGACGCGCCUGCGCAACGCGGCCAUGCGCGAGCAGGAGCCCCUCCCGCGCGUCAUGCUGUACCUGGAGUCCGUGCUGUGCUUCGUGCUCACGGGCCGCGUGCUGGAGCUGGAGCUCGACACCAAGGGCGCCUUCACCAUCUACCGCGAGACCAUCGAGUACAUCAAGUCCAUCCACUCCAUGCCGCAGCGCUUCCGCGCCUCGCCGCACGACACCUUCAACAAGCUCGAUAUACUCAGCCUCCGCGUCCAAGCCCUCCUGUACCUGCGCAUGUUUAAGAUGUACAAUCGCGAAGUGAAAGAGUACAACAAGGUGGUACACGAGUAUCAGCAAAAGGUGAGUAAGCCGGCGCUGGCGGAGUCGGUGUCGCCGCUGUCGCCGACGCCAUCUCCGGCGGGCUCGGUGGGGUCGGUGGGGUCGGGCUCGGCGUCGUCGGGCUACUGCUCGCUGGCGCACUCGGUGCCUGCGCACGCGCACACGGCGCUGCUGCUGCUCACCAAGUACUACGCCUUCCUCUACGUCGCGCACGACCUGUGGGAGCAGGCCGACUCGCUCUGCAGGCUGCGCGCCAACCAAGAUCUGUUCAUCUCCGUGGACCGUAAGUGCGGUCCCCUGUCCCUCUCGUCGACGUUCCGCCACCUCGUGCAGUACGUGCGGUACGCGAUAUCGCUGCUGAAGAACGCGCAGACCGAGUGACCCCACGCCUGACGCCGGCCCGCACUCCCGCGCCACCCCGCACACAAACAUCGACAGAUCACACACAACUUGCAAGGAACUUGACCUAGCGGUACGCCGACGUCGAGAUUUUUGAAUGUCAAAUAUCGAUACGGCGAUAUGUGACUCGACAUCGAACGACGUUUCAAUUAUCUGUCGUUAUCGGGCUUAUAGUGUAACGCCGUGCUACCUAUGUAAAACAGUAUUGUUAUGUAAAACAUACAUCACAUUAUGAUAAGGAACUGAAAACACUAGCAGGUUUGUCGAUAUCGAUAGAUCGAUGACAAUCGGUUACUCCUUUUAGCGCUAUUUACGUACAUUUCUUCUCGGUGUGAAGCUUUUUGUAUUAAAACGCAGUAGAGACGCGCUUCAAACUUCCUGUAACAUUAUUUUCGAUUCUCAUUUCGUCUAUCGUAUCGAUAAGCCUGUCGUGUUCUAUGUCGAUGACAGACCAUGCCUUAAUAAUGGCAGCAAAGGGAUACAAAAACGGGAACAGCAUAUAACCGAACACUGUCUUCGCAUUUCACUCUUCCCAAAAUCGAUGACCAAAAAGUGUACAAAGGAUAUGUAAAUAAUGCUUCGUUGCCUAGCAACGGGUAAGCGUCGAGUCCGAACAUUGGAACAUUGACUCUGUAACUGUAAAUUAAGUGAUAGUAUAAUCAUAUCUUAAGUGUUUUUCUUUUGUAGUUAUUUCUCUAUCAGAAAUGUAAAUCGUCUUACCGUCGGGAACACAUAUACGAAUUGCUCGUUAGCAUAAUGGGAGUUAUACGAGGAAAUAUUUUGAUUGCAUGUGGGCCAAAUCGAGUAUAUUGUUAAUAUCUCAACAUGUAUGGGAACACCCAGUAGAGUUUCGCAAUAAUUUAACAGUUCUUAUUAUACUUUGCUUGGUUGAAUUUGCGUGUGUGUACUAUGAUGUGUGUUUAUCGAAUUUGUAGUCGGUUAUGAUUUAGUUCCGCUGAUGGACUGUAACAUGAAAUUCAGGUGAUGAUCAAAAAUGAAUUCUCAAACAAUAUUUAAGAGUUAAGAUGAAACACGCGAGCGUUUAGCUAUCGGAUUGCAUAGAUAAAACUAUUUAAACUUGAUUCAAAAUAGCGUCCUGUCAAUUUUAAACUGACAAUGAGUAAUGUCGUUUGUCGGUUGUAAAAAGCAAGUUCCGGAAGUGCUACGGGAUUAAUUACAAAACGGUUUAAGUACUUAGUUAACAGUCUUAACGCUUGUAACAAAAUUCGACAGAACAAUAAUUUUCUCGGAAAUUAAAUAAAUAAUUUAAUGAAGUAUACAGAACAAUAACUGAGCAAAACCCUGUUAAGUGUCUUGACGUGUAAUAUUAAAAAAGUUUUUUCUUAUACAUAUCAAAAUAAUUUGGUGACAGAAUCAGCGAAAUGACGAUUCGAUAACAAUUUACUUGUAUGAUUUCUUAUGCUUAGGAAAUUUAAUAUAUGCGAUCACUUAUUUUUAUUAUCAUAUACCUAAUUAUUUUUGAGUGACAAUAAUGCACAUAUAGAGAUGCUAGAUUUGUUUAAAUUGUAAAGAAGGUAAUUCAUACGUGUAUAAAAUAGGGGAGAAUCAAAACGUGGAAGCGUAACGUGACUAUAAAUGGAACAAUUGUUUCGAUGUUUUCGUUUCGAUAAUAAAGUUCAAAUGAUGUUGUUUUGGACGCGCUAUGAAGAGUACAAUGUGGAUCGCGCGGCCGGUCCGAUGACCGGUCCGAGGUCCGGUCCGAUGUCCGGUCCCGUCCGAGGUCCGGUCCGGUGUCGGGCCGGCGGUCGCGUCCGUUUACAAAUUCGCCGUAACACCAAUAUAUCUAUUUCUGUCGGUUGUUCAUCUUUAUGUUGUGAUUGUAUAUAAUAAUAUAUUAUACAUUUUGUAAUGAAUAUACAUGUUAGUGCCAGUUAGGGUUUUGUAUGGACGUAUACAGUGAGCGCGGGUGGGAGCGAGAGAGCGUGCCAGAGUGGGAGUGAGACGGACAGAAUGGGAGUGCAGCGGACGUCGCGUCCUCACACGUCGUAACUCGCAACUGUUAUAAAGGGUGACUCGAGAUGCCUUGUACAUAGUAUAUUGUAAGAAAUGUGUAGUUUUCAUUCUAUAUUUUAAUUUAUAUUGUAAACUAUAUUUAUAACUAAGCGGACAAGGAAAUUAACAUAAUAAUUGAUAUAAUACGUGUGUGCGUGUCUGAUGUGUGGAUGUCGAGGCCUGGCGUGCGAUUGAAUGUUCACGGGGAUGUUUUUAAUAAGACAAUUUGUUUAUUUAAAUGAAUAAAUAUAUAUAUGAAUUUUGUAAACGUUGUUAGGCGAGCUUGCAGCGUUCACAUUUAGUAGUAGUUUAGGUGUUAACUCGGCGAGCCGAAGCAAUACGUGGCGGAUCCUACGAGCCGCGCUAGUUACCGUCGCGGUCCCGUCGCGGUCCCGUCGCGGCCCCGUCGCGGCCACGCCAGCGCACUGCGCAUGCGUUCACUACUUAAUGUACGAUUUGUCGACUGCGCACCCAUUGUUACGUGUAUUCAUUUCACUCCAAAUUUAAAAUCAAGUAUAUCGCGCAUCGAUUUUGAAAUGUUUACUCCAUUUUAACAUCGUCUUUUUCAGAGUAUUCAUUGAAAAUUAUGAACAAAUAUUAUCAUUUAAUUAUUUUUGUUUUAUGUAUUUAGUCGUCGUGUUAUUAUUUGCAAUCUUAGUAUAUUUACGAAUAUUGUGAUUUUUGUUGACAAUAUUUCUUCUAUAAACGUAUUUUAUUAAAAUUAAAUUACAUAUCAGUCAAGUAAACAACUGCAAGAACAAUUGAUAAUGUAAUAUUUUGUUUUGAUUAAUGCGAGACAUUGUUUUCAUAAAGAUUGUAUUAUGACUACAAAUAUGCGGGUUUUGCGACCAUGAAUUAAAACCAAGUAAAAAAAAUAUAUUUUUUGUAUAUACGUAACAAUUAGCGUGCAAUGCAACUCAUAGUUGCAGUUUUAACACCAAACAUUCAGCACAUAAUACUAUCACAAAAUCUAAGUGAUUAUUUAACGCAAUCGGUACUUAUUACCCGCACAAAUGUUUAUUACGUUUUAGUUCGUUAUUUUAUUUAUUGUGCUCUUAUAUUUAUUAUCAUUUUAUUAUACACAAAGCGAUGGUUACUUAACAAUUUUAAAAUUAAGGCACAGUUUUAUGUAUUAAAGAUCUGUUAUAUAAAAGUGCCAGCGUCUGUUUUUACGGUCAUAUUUUAUUUAAUAAUAAAUAUGUAUCAAACGCAUGUUCAUGGAUUGUACUUUGUCUCUUCAAAAUUGUUGAGAGACACAAAAAAUAUUUUUCGAAAAUGGGUUAGACAAGUUGUAGAAUUACUUAUAUUUAUUGCUUAUGUUAAUUAUCAAAAAAUCACAAUUGCAUCUCGUUUGGAAACUCGCAACUAUUGGAUUUCUCUUUUUUUGUUAAUGUUCUUAGUUCUUAAAUUUGAGUUAUUAUAAAUUUAUUUGAUUUUGUUUUGUUGCUUAUUUAAACAUUAAGCCGUAAGUUGUCUAUCUUCCUAUUACGUUAUCGAUAAAAUCCUGUCUUUCAUACACUAGAAUCGAUUGAUAAAUCGAUUGCACUGUAAAUUGAUUAGUUUAUUCCUAUUAUCUGAUUUAGAGUUACCUUGUAUCGAUUUCUCGUGUAUAAUAUCGAGAAGUGACAUCGAUUCUAAUUCUGAAUUUUAAAUAAUGUGCCCUAAAAUUGAAACCAAAUCCUAUUGUCAUUUUAAUACUAAGUCGAUGAACAAGUGUGAAGCGCUGGUUCGGAGCGUUGGACGAUUGUUUUAGACAAUUGUUUAAUACUGUUUUCCUUUUUUAAUGGUAGCAUCUUGUGUUGAUAGUAUGUAUAAUUUGUUUUUUUUUUAUUAUUCGCGUUAAGAAUUAUGUAUAAAUUUGUUUUUCCUCUAAUUUUAUUAUUUGUGUAACUAUACCUUAUGUUAUUGAUUAUAGAAUACAAUAAUUUUUAUGUAUGGAU